GUUCAAGUAGAUAUAUCAAUUGAUUCUAUUUAUUCUUUUUUGCUAACAGAUAAUUGGUUACCAACAGUGCCUUUGUGGGAAAAGAAGUUUUGUGCUUCGAUUGGCUCAGUACCAUGGCGAAAGAUAAUAGAAGUCAAGAAAUAUAUGUGUCUACAUCCCAAUGUGGUAAACUGGGACGAUUCUGCCGUCAAAGAGGCAUUCAACAAUGCAAAAAACAGGUUCUGGGCUGAGAUCAACGACAUUCCCUGCGACAUACCAUCGCCUGAUCCUAACAUUUACAUAGAUGAUAUAGACUGGAACGCAAGCGUCGACACUGAACUUUAUCUGGAUGUGGAAAGAGAAGUAGAGGCCUGCCGCAACAUUGAAGAAAAAGGCGAGGAAGUCGUGAUUCUCAGUAGUUCUCUCUUCUUGGAUCAGUCCUUAUCGGGUCCAGGAUGGGGGGACGAAGAAGACGAAAAGUUAACAAAGCCUUAUGAACCAAAUGAUGUUGCUCGGGGAUGGGAAUCGAACCAACAUGGAAAUAACCAAAAAAACUUUUGGAAACAGUAUGAUGCUCCCAUUGAACAUGCUGCAAAAGAAUAUGGAUGGAAAAAUGGUCAGAAUGAUUCUCAAGGAUGGAAUCAGAGGGAGCAAUAUGGUGGUGACUUUCAUAACAAGUAUCAAGGAAGAAAUAGUGGAAAUUGGGGGACAUGGGAUGGAUAUAACAGAAGGAGAGAAAACAACAUAUCAUGGUCUACGAACCCUGGAUAUGAUCAUGGAACUAAUGAGUAUCAGAUGAAUAGUGGAAGAAGAAGAAGAAAUGGAGGAAGAGGAGGAGGGAGAGGAUGGAGGGGAAAUUAUCCUUAUGUCGACAAGGUAGCUACUCCUUGUGCAUGGUGAAUGAAUAUCAAAUGCCUUGGACUACAAGAAAGCUAGGACACGUAUGAAGCUUAGGAUAUAAGUUAUGUUAUCUAGGUAUUAUUAUAUAUGUGAUGUUAUAUUAGAUACCUUUGUGGUGAUCGAUGAUACAAUGUAUAUAUUAGUUAUGCUAUUAUUGAAAUAUGAAUAUGCAACUACAAUUAAAUGA
Medicago truncatula (barrel medic) is the source of this 1066-nucleotide messenger RNA. RefSeq lists its product as uncharacterized. NCBI's taxonomy places the organism in Eukaryota, Viridiplantae, Streptophyta, Magnoliopsida, Fabales, Fabaceae. The transcript has a single exon. The record is from RefSeq and is a predicted model, not a curated record. Bases 145 to 879 code for a protein of 244 amino acids.